CCUCUCCCCGUCGACAGCACAGGCCGGAUGCGGUGGUACGCUGAGGGCAAUCUAUCUUUGGGACCUAGUUAGCACGAAUCAUCUGCAGUCCGCCGAUCGCUAGAGAAAGAGAGGGCUCGCUCACCUCCUGACAAUGAUGUGGCCGGAGAAUUACGAUGUGUUCGCUACUCGAAUGCUAUGGUCAUUCUUCGCCGUCACAACCAGUACGUCUAUCGUGUUCCGUCUUGCGCGGUGGUUCCUACUUGCUCACCUCCUCUCCCUCUGUAAUAGUCAUAGUAGGAUUGAGGAUUGUAUGUCGCCUACGCUUCAGGCGGCACGACCGAGUGGGAUUGGGCCUGGAUGACUACAUAAUCCUCUUCUGCCUUGUUCUCAGCCUUGUCGUCUCGGUUCUCACGACGAAGGGGGUCGAACAUGGCCUCGGAAAGCACGUAUGGGAAUUGGAGGAGUACGACAAGAUUAUGGCGCUUAAGUACAACGUUAUCAUCAACUCGGUCUUGAUAUGGCAGUUUUCAUUGCCCAAAUUCGCCAUCAUCGCCCUCCUGAAGCGGAUCCUCGACUACGGUACGAAGACGGCGAUUUUAUUCUGGUCGCUUGGUCUCACCUCCCAAGCGUGUUUCUUCGCUUUUUCUGUUUGGUGGUUUAAACAAUGCCAUCCCGUCGAAUUCGGAUGGGAUAAGAGCAUCGAGGGGGGGACUUGCGCCGACAUCAGCAUCUCGAUAAAUUUCGGCUAUUUCGCGUCUGCAUAUUCGGCUUUCCUCGAUCUAUUCUUCGCCUUGUAUCCGAUCCCUUUCGUCAUGCGCCUCAACAUGCCCAUGCGGAAUCGCCUCGCCGUCGCGGGAGCCCUAAGUCUCAGUUCGCUGGCCUUCGUCGCUUCGGUCAUCAAAUUAUCACUCUUCGGCGAAGCCUUUAGGAUCUCGGCGACGGAUCCAACAUAUCCGGUGCCUUAUCUCGACAUCCUGGGCAUGGCAGAAGGAUAUAUCUUGAUGAUAUGCUCCUCGCUUCCCACUCUCGGGCCGCUCUUCAGAGCUGCCAAGGGGAAGCUCACCAGUCGGGGCACCAGCGCCGAUAAAUCCAACGCGAACGUAGCUACCAGCACCCAUAGCCUACGCAGGAGAUUUGGUACCUCGAAGGGAGAGUUGCUCGCGGACGAGACAGGACAAUCGUUCCGAGGGGAAAAUUCGUCGAGCCUCGACGACAUCCCGCUCGUCCCACCGACCAGGCCACCGGCUCCUCACACCGCGGAUGGCGGUAUUCACAAAACUGUAGAUAUUUCGAUGACCUCGGAAGUUGCGGAGGUCGGAUCACAUACCCGAGCACAGAGCGCUCACAUAUUUUGAGAUAACCCAAUUACGAAUAUCACGUCUAUCUUUUAUGAUUGCUACAAUAUCAACUCGCUACCAGGCGUUUCGCUUCGCAGACGC
Messenger RNA from Durotheca rogersii, 1421 nucleotides. RefSeq lists its product as uncharacterized. Bases 156 to 1337 code for a protein of 393 amino acids. NCBI's taxonomy places the organism in Eukaryota, Fungi, Ascomycota, Sordariomycetes, Xylariales, Xylariaceae. The record is from RefSeq and is a predicted model, not a curated record. The transcript is spliced from 2 exons.